Messenger RNA from Colletotrichum tamarilloi, 1296 nucleotides. RefSeq lists its product as uncharacterized. The record is from RefSeq and is a predicted model, not a curated record. Lineage: Eukaryota; Fungi; Ascomycota; Sordariomycetes; Glomerellales; Glomerellaceae. The transcript has a single exon. Bases 1 to 1296 code for a protein of 431 amino acids.
AUGGUCGCCGCCAAGACCCUCCUCGCCGCCACGGGCACCCUCGCCCUGGUCAGCGCCUCCUCCUUCACCACCAUCACCACGACCAGCACGGAGCCCGCCACCGCCGCCGCGACCAUCACCGCCCCCGUCGCCCCGCCCAUGCCGUACUCCGGCUCCGGCCCGACCGAGGCCAUGAUCGCCCGCCGCAGGGCGUGGUGCACGGAGUACAACGCCGAGAAGCGCCGCGCACCAGGCUGGUACGAGAGCCCGGACGAAUACGCCGGCGCCAUUGGCUACUGCGUCCGCUUCUACCUCGACGAGUACAAGAUCAACCCGUCCAAGGCCGGCUGGAUCGAGGAGUCCAUGGACAGGACCCUCGGCCGCAAGAAAUUCUUGGUCGCCGACUUUGAGAAGAAGGGCAGCCCUGCCCCGACCGCGACGCCCACAGCCAACGUCGACGCCGCUGCAUCGAAGGAGGAGGAUCCCGUCAGCGAGGAUCCCGCGACCGAAGACGAGAUCCGCGUCAACACGGCCAAGAUGGCGGACAUCCUCAAGGAGAGCCUCGGAUUCACCGACGAGCAGCUCAUGGAGCUGGGCUUCAAGCUCGGCGAGAGCGGCUUUUUUUUGGUGCAUGCCCCCGAGGAGAACUCCGAGGCUUCCUCUUCCCUUCUUUGGCCCCCCAAGUUCGGUCGCCUUGCCCGCCCUCUCGUGCCUCACCCCUUCCGCAAGCAUCUCGGCAAGGAGCCCGCGGCUAAGGGGCCCGUUGCUACCCAGCCCAAGGUUGAGAAGCCCAAGGUCGAGCAACCCAAGGUCGAGCAGCCCAAGGUCGAGCAGCCCAAGGUCGAGCAGCCGAAGCCCAAGGUUGAGUACCAGAAACCCAAGGUAGAGGAUGAGCCACCCGCGGCUAAGGAGCCCAAGGGAAAGGAAAAGGCGAUCGCGGUCGAGCAGCCCGCGGCUAAGGAACCCAAGGGCAAGGAGCCCGCGGGUGAGCAGCCCAAGCCCGAUCAACCCAAGGCUGAGCAACCCAAGCCCGACCAGCCCAAGGCCGACGAGCCCAAGGCCAAGGACACCAAGUCCAAGAAGUCCAAAGAGGACGAGGAGAUGCAACACCACGACCACCCUCACGGCGGCCACCACGCCCACCCCCACCACGACGAGCACGACAAGGAGAAGGAGGAGGAGGAGAAGAAGAAGAAGGAGAAGGAGGAGGCGAUGGCGAAGCACCCCUACCACCCCGAUCACCCCCACUUCGAGGAAGAGCCCGUAGAGGAUCACCCGACGCCGAAUCCGCCGAAGGUCCUCCCCGAUCACAUCUAA